AAAAAAACCAAAACAAACAUUGUUAGUUAACAGACGUAUCUUGUUUUUUAAAAAGUCCAGAACGUGUAGUUAGAUAUAUAAAAAGUCAAGAGUAGAAAUUUGAAUUUUGGAAAUGGUCAAGAUUGUGUAUUUAUCGUGAAUUUAACUCGUUAACUUACAUAACACUGCCGAGCGGGUGAACACAGGGAUGUUUGUACAGCUAUUGGGUCUAUUGUUGCUAUGGAUGAAGUACUUCACUUGUGUGUUUGUUAAUGGAGGUACCGGUACGUGUUACAUUUUGAUUAGUUCGGAUGUCUCGACAGCACGCUGUCGCUACCCUGAAUUAACAGACUCGGUUGAUGAAAAGAGGAAGCAGUACUCUUGUGCUAUAGAGCGAUUAUACAGACGAACAUAACGCUGCCAUGCGAGUUUGCUUUCGGUAUUGCUAGGUACUGCGGUCUACGACGUCAUGAAAUUGAAAGCACGUUAUUAUUGUCAGCCUCCUCUCUGACUCUGGGAUUUUUUCAUUGUCCGCAUGUGGUGUGUUCCGUACACAACAUCUAAGGAACAUGCACUACAGACUGUGAAAAGAAAGAAAGGCUGUUGAAGAGACAAUACCUCUAAGUGGCUGAGAUUGGUGGAUUGUGAUAGACGAAUCAGGGAAGGCAUGGCAAAUGAAGAGGGGCUGGUGCUGCGCAGUCGCAGGGUGACGUCCAAAUCUCCUGCAGCUCUGGAGGGGGAGAGCAGUGCGAGAGGGGCCGACGGGGACCUGCAUAUAACCAGCAAUGGAAAACUGGGCGUAGAACACAUGGUCGCCAAGAAACUGCAGCUGAAGCUCAAAGCAGAGCAUUUAAAGGCAGGCCUGCUGAAGCAGUUUGACUGCCAGAUGAACGAGUUUGUGGAUAAUCUGAUUGACGAGUCGGCUAGUCUGGAUUCCCCCGCAGCCCCCCCAGUGUUUCCAUCCUCGCUGGGGGAGAAGGAGAGGACCAAGCUCAGGCAGCCGAGACUCUCCUCUGAACAAGGCAAGCUCUUCAUGACCCGUCGCUCCCUGCUUGAUGAGCUGUUUGAGGUGAAUCACAUCCGUACCAUCUAUCACAUGUUCAUAGCCCUGCUCAUCCUCUUCAUCAUCAGCACCCUGGCUGUGGACUUUAUCGACGAGGGCAGGCUUGUUCUUGAUUUCGAUCUCCUGGUCUACGCCUUUGGGAAGUUCCCCCUAGUGGUGUCUACGUGGCUUUUCAUGUUCGUGUCUACCUUUGUUGUACCCUAUGGCCUGUUCCACCAGUGGGCCCGUCACUACCGCACCUCUCGCUACAAGACCCUGCGCUCCUUGCUUGCUAGCACCCUCUUCAUGCUGUUCCAGGUGCUGGGCCUGGGCUUCUUGCCCACCUACAUGGUUUUGAGGAACGGGCUGCCCCCUGCCUCACGCUUCAUCAUCAUACUGGAACAGGUGCGGCUUGUAAUGAAAGCACAUUCAUUUAUCAGGGAAAACGUUCCAAAAGUGCUGUCCUCCUCCAGAGAGCAAAGCAGCUCCUUGCCAAUCCCCCAGAUGUCCCGGUACCUGUACUUCCUCUUUGCACCAACGCUCAUCUACAGAGACAGCUACCCCAGAAAUCCUUCAAUAAGGUGGGGCUACGUGGCAACCAAAUUUUUACAGGUGCUCGGCUGCCUCUUCUAUGCGUACUAUGUGUUUGUACGCCUGUGCAUUCCUCAGUUUAGGAACAUCAGCCUCCAGCCCUUUGACUUGCGUGUCAUGGUGCUGUGUGUGUUCAACUCAAUUCUCCCAGGUGUGCUCAUCCUGUUCCUCGCAUUCUUCGCCUUCCUGCACUGCUGGCUCAAUGCCUUUGCUGAGAUGCUGCGCUUCGCGGACAGGAUGUUUUAUAAGGACUGGUGGAACUCCACAUCAUUUGCCAAUUACUACCGAACCUGGAACGUGGUCGUUCAUGACUGGCUCUAUUGCUAUGUGUAUCUGGACUUUCUCUGGAUAUUUGGGAAGCGGUUCCGAGCCCCAGCCAUGCUGUUUGUGUUCACGGUCUCCGCUGUGGUUCACGAGUACGCCCUGGCUAUCUGCUUCGGCUUCUUCUACCCAGUCCUCUUCUGCCUCUUCAUGUGCUUUGGAAUACUGUUCAACUUCAUCCUGCACGACCGGCGGAAGGGCCCGAUCUGGAACGUCAUCAUGUGGACCUCUCUGUUCCUGGGCCAGGGCGUCCUGCUGUGCCUCUACUCUCAGGAGUGGUAUGCACAGCACUACUGCCCGCUGACAAGGCCCUCUUACUUGGAUCUGCUUACACCUCGUUCUUGGACUUGCCACCAGCAAACCUCUCCUGGGAGCAACUGAUUUCAAAACUGAGAAGAAACAAAACCUGCCAAUUUUUACGAACCAAGUGAAUGUGCUUUUGUUGUUGUGUUUUUUUUUGUUUUUUUUUUCUUUUAUUGUGUAUACCAGAGUGCCUGGUCUUCUCUGUACAGGGUUUUCAGCAGAGAAGCACCACUGUCCUGCUCAGCUCUCAUUGGACAAUGCUGAUCUUUUAAACCAAUUGCAGAUUAAUACAAAGAUCCCUUGCUUGCUAAAUACUGGGAGGAUAUUAAGCAAAGAGUCUUGGAAUAGUGUACCAUAGGCAACAAAUGGCACCCUCUCCUCCCAAGUCAUACUUCAUUUGUCAAUCUUUCCCAAUUUAUGUUGGAGGGGAUUGACAAUUCCCUGUCAACCGACUUGGAUGUCCUUGGUAUUCUUAAUGAAAUACAAAUACAUCUGUUAACUACACUUCAAAAUUUUCAUAAUGUGAUAAUUGUGACACAAAACUCUGCUGUCUAUUGAACCUCUUGUGAUCUUAGUAACACUUUAUCGCCUUGCUUGCAGUAACUCCCCCUGGAGAGAUUUACCUCUUCCUGUUUGCAUUGGCUCUGGUCCUCCACAGGUUAGGGAGGGAGAGACGCCUGGUGAGCUCAAGUGGACACCUGCUGGCAAGCCUUUCUCCUCCAGAGGCCAGGAGCUCUCUGACAUCCACGUGAGUUGCUGCGUGUAAAAGAGGCAAUUGGCUUGUUCGUGGGAUCGAAGGACGCUCACGGAACCUUCCGUUCCCUCUCUGAGCUGUAAUUGGCUUGUUCAUGGGAUCAGGAGAUGCCCCGGAAUUGCUGCGGUGCGGGAACACAAUUGGACAUUCUAAAUGGGGGAGAAAAUGGAGGGUAAAAUAAUUACUGUUCUAAACUGGAGGAGGGGGUGCGUUUCAAAGAACGAAUUUAUCAAAACAUUAGCACAUACCUGCAGCAUAACCACAGCAUUUUAAUAAAAAUGAUAAGUAUACCUAAUAUAAGGAAAGGCAUGAUCAGCUAUUUACUCAUGGUGUUGUCCUUCACCAGUUAAUUAUUUCCGAGUUUCUUUUUUGAACCAUCAUGUAGCCUCUAUACAGCUACUUCAAUCAACAUGGAAACAGUAUUUGCUUACCAGUUAAAGUACAAAUGGGGACUGCUUGAAGAGGUUUCCAUUGUAUUUGGUUUGCCUUUUACAGUCUCAUUAACCCAGAUGUAAGUGGAAUGAUGAGAGAAAUAUUCUGCAGUUCUGAGGGAUUUGAAUUGCAGUCGUUUGUGUCAUUGCCUUUCCUGUUUAACCCACUUCUCAUUUUUUAUCUGUGUGCAUUGCUGAUCACACGUCCUCUGUGUUGAUGAGCAGGCAAGUUCUAAGGGAGUAGUAGCGACUCACCAUUGUGACACACACACUGUAUACAUUGCAGGUUUGGUAUGCACUCACUUGGGGAUUGUACAGCAAUCACGGCUCUUUGUAAACUGAUUAUUAAGCAAUGAGAGGGAAGCAGCUAGGGGCAGCAUGUGAACACUGCACUGCUGUGUCAGUUCUACUGUGACCCACAAGGGGUGCUGUUUCAGGAUAUCUUGUCUAGGUAGAUAUCUCCUCAUUUUACCCUGAAUUCCAAUGCUACAGUCUGUAAUAUUGCCCUGAUUUUUCUGAAUUUACAAACUAGAACUAAGCAACUGGAUGGUUUUAAUGUCAGGCCUCUUAAGAAAAUGUGUAGCAUUGGUGGUUAUUGGCAAUAAAGGACCUGCUAGUCUGAUCGUUGACCUUUUCAUUGUUUUGAGGUAAAGCUGUUAGGAGCUCCUCAGAACUCGUUGCUGGUAUGUUCUAAACAAACUCGAAGGCAACCAAUAACUUGAGUGUAUAUUCUAAACUGGACCCUGCUGAACCGCUCAUCUUUAUAAACCCCUUGAAUCAGAGUUGCAGCUAGUUACUAACCUGCCUGAAAUGGUAACUUCACAAAUGCUUAUUUAUACUACUUAAAAUAGCCUUUUAAAGAGUAAGUACUGAGGUUCUGAAAUAGUGUUACACAUCCCUACGUGUUGGUACAACAGUUUCAAUAAAAUAGCUGCCAUUUCUCUUUUCAGUGUUAACAUCCUGGCACCUUUUUACACUUAUUUAUUUUUUUUUUAAACCUCUUCAAAAUGGCCGCACUAGUGCACUGGGGUUUGAGAUCUGCAGGGGGGAAAAAAAAAACCUAGCAAGUGACCCGGCUUUUCUAUUCUGCACCAUUUCAUGGAUGCUGUGUUAACUGUUUGACAAUAUGGGCAGUAAUCCUUACACUAUCGGUGAACUAGGGCGGACUUUAAAGUUGUAACUGAAAAGUUGUCAGGAUGUCAACACUGAAAAGAAAACUGACAGGUAUGACAUUAUAUAUUUUGGAACCCCACUGCUUAUUCUUUCAAUGAUUGUCAAAAUGCAGUAUUUCUGUUUUUUAAUGUCUCAGAAGAACAAAAAGGCUGAAGCCCUGACUAGGUUCAAUUUUUGAUGUUUUUUUUUAGUUUUAUUUUUUUAACUCGUUUACGUUUAAUUUUAAAUGUGGCCUGUAUUCAUAAAACUUGGGUAUCGCUUAAGCUGUGGCUAUAUGUUGCCUCAUAUUUACAAAAGCAUCCUUGUGUAAGUUCAGACACUGCUACCCAGAAAACAAGCAGCCAGUUUGUUACACAAGGGCCCAGAUUGUUUGAGUUCAGUCACAUGUAUGCAGUGAACAGCAGAUAUUAUUUGAUGCAUAUUUACAUGCUGAAUGGUGUCUAUCUUUCACAUUAGACACGUGUGUUCUUUUUUUUUUAUGUACCCAUUGAAAGCAAUGUUUGACCUACACAAUGCUAAAUAAAAAUUAUUCUAGUAGUCACACUAAACAUCUUUUCAAAACACAUUUCAAAGAUGUUCUUUUUACCUCAAUUAGCAUUUUUGCCUGGAUUUUCACAAGUUUACUAAUACACAAGCAUUUGAAGCAUCUUAAUUUCAGCUUGUUUUAUAAUCACCAGAUCUGAAAAUAAAUGUGCAAGGAGGAAGCUGCUUAAAGAUGGCACUGGGCUAUUGUUUCUGCACCUGCAUGUGAUGCUUGAAGAGGUAUCUACAAAUCCUUCAACCAAUUAGUGUGCACCAUGUGAACAGCUGUAGCCCUUCAUUACGCCACGAGUGAUACGUUGUAUCAGAUCGUGCCUGACUCUCUGAAUACGGUAGCAGUUGUUGGCUGUGGUGUCCAUAUUGAUUCAGUCAUUUGGUUCCUUUGCCAGUCCAGACCACAGACGGUGCCUGGUGGUCUACAGUAUAUGAAGCAGAAACGAGCACAGCUCCGAGCUGAGUGACCUUUUGAAUGACAUUGGCAUCAGCAGGAAUUCAAGGGCUGGACUUUUGAAAAUGAAGAUUAAAUGUAGUUUGUUUUACUAUUAAAUUAGGAUUGGGUAUUUAUACCCAGAUACGGAUAUCUGCAGGCUUUGUUCAUCACUCCUUUCAUUAUAACGCAUUUUAACAAGUUGCACUGAACUCAAAUGUAAGCCCGCCCAGUGUAACACAUCCCAUUAACGAAUGCAGGCCUCUUGUGUUUUUACUUUUCCUUAUCUUUUUUUAAUGCUGUUUGUAACCAUUCUCUGUGGUUCUGAUAGUAAUUGCUGAAAUGUCUAUGGUGAAGUGCCUUAACCUUUAGUUCAGGGGCUGCUCUUCAGUUGCCUGCCAUAGACAUAUGCAACAUAGCCUAGAUUUAGAGCAUAGGGGUGUAUUGCCAGCGCAAUAAAAGGAAAGUGGCAAGUCACUCUGACUCUGACUCUGUUCUAUAAAGACUCUUUGUCAGUGUUAUGUGCAGGACAGGCAAUUAGAACUGAAGAGCAGCUCCUGAACUCAAACACAGUAACACUGCAACAAGAGCCAGGAGAAGGAAUUCAUUUGAAGGUGCUCAUUUGUGCAGUAAGCCUGAGUCUAGCUACAGAUUGAGAAACACAUUACAAUACUGGGAUAGUGAAACUAGUGACAACUUGGCUGAAUGUUUUUUGGUGCCAAUGUCAAAGUGCUUUUAAAAAAAACUGCUGUUCCCACAGUGCUGUGUGUCACAUCGGUAAUGUUCUGCUGUCGCUUCUAUACAUCUAUGUCAUUUCCAGAAAUCUGAGAGACCUGCCAGUACUGUGCAGAGAAGAGUUUCUUUAUCCUCUACUGCUUCAUUAGGAUCAACAUUCCUGUCACACAGCUUUUUGUACCCAAAAGGACAAGGACAUUUUGACAGACAAAAUCUUUGCAGUUGUUUCACCUUUUAAUAGAAUUACCUUAUGGUAUAUUUACAGAAAUGUGUUCAAUCAUAUUUUGAUCCACUUGUACAAUUUUGCUGUUUUUAAGGAAAUGUUUCCUACUUUUGCAUUCAUUUGUGAGCCCCAUCUUUAAAUUGUCAUAUUUCAAUAUUAAUCUCAUCUCUGAACAUUCCAAAGACUUAACUUGUUUAAAGAUUACCUUAAAAUCUACAAAACUAUUUGUGUAAAAACAGCUCUGAAUGUUUUGUUGUGAUGUGAUAUUGGAACUUCUAAAUGAGAACUGAUUAUCAUUAAAGGAGUAUUUCUAUGUAA
Molecule: messenger RNA, 6837 nt
Organism: Polyodon spathula (Mississippi paddlefish)
Lineage: Eukaryota; Metazoa; Chordata; Actinopteri; Acipenseriformes; Polyodontidae
Gene: soat1
Product: sterol O-acyltransferase 1
Exons: 17
Coding region: 647-2314 (555 amino acids)
Biological process (GO): cholesterol efflux; cholesterol metabolic process
Cellular component (GO): endoplasmic reticulum membrane
Molecular function (GO): fatty-acyl-CoA binding; cholesterol binding; cholesterol O-acyltransferase activity
Source: RefSeq, a predicted model, not a curated record